Molecule: messenger RNA, 1724 nt
Organism: Hydractinia symbiolongicarpus
Lineage: Eukaryota; Metazoa; Cnidaria; Hydrozoa; Anthoathecata; Hydractiniidae
Exons: 6
Coding region: 350-1645 (431 amino acids)
Source: RefSeq, a predicted model, not a curated record
AGAAGAAAGACCCUAAGAUGGAGAGCCAAAUUAAAAAUGGCGAACUUCAUCAAACAGUUCUUAAUCGAAGUGCGAAUUAUUAUGAUGUCAUUUGUAUGAAUAGAAAAAAAUCAUGUUAUUUAUAUUCUUAUGUGGAUUCUAAUUUUUAUUAUUUGUUUGUUAUUUUUAUUUAUCUUCAACGUGCUAUCUUUUAUUUAAGUUUUAAAACAAGUUGUUUUCCUUCAAUGUUAUUUGCUUGGUUGAUUAAGCUGUGUUCAUUCACGAAAAAAGAUUAGAUACAUUUAAAAGUUGGAAGGAAAAAGGUUGUUCUUACUCAUCAGUUCAAACGAUCAAUUCAGAUUAAAUCAAGAUGAAUGUCCACCAUGUUCAUCAGCAUGACGAUCAUCAUUUCAAUAGAUGCUCAAAUCCAAAUUGUGACGUCACUAUCGAAAGAAUAAGAAAAUACAGUUUACUCCGUACAAAGGAACAUGAAGUCUUAGAGAAAUACGAGAAAGCUGUUCAAAUACAUGAUACAAUCUCCAAAAGAAGACAGUCCAUGGAUGUUAGUCAUUUAUUCGUCCCUGGUCAAACAUACAAUGGAUUAGAUCUUUCUCCGAAACUUCGCCGUUUCUCUGUACCUAACAAACCAAGAAAGAAAAGUUUAAAAGCGCGAGCGUCCUCACCAAACCAGCUAACAACGUUGGAGGAGAGUGCUCCAAACCAAGAUGUUGACACAAUUAGAACAUCAUCGAGUGCGUUAAAGAAUUCCUUGCGCAAAUUAUCCAUCUCACCGACGACGUUAAUUCGCAAGGACCUGAUUUCUCGAAAGCUAUCGUCGUCUCCUCGACUGCAAGGACACAGUAUUUACAAUAACGAACGAAGCCAAUCACCAACUUUCAUAUCACCAAAUAGAAGUCCGUCAAAUCGACGAAAAACAUCAACAUCGCCGGGAAUUAGUCCCACAACUCAAAGAAAGAAGCCUGCGACAUCAUUUACUCAGGGUGGUAGCAGCCCUUACAAUGAGAGGAAGUUAUCUAUGAUUCAGGUGCAACAAAGAAAUUAUGCCAACCAGAUGAGAAAGAUAUCUGAAGCAUUGAUACCUCAUGACACAUACAUGACGCGUCAACGUUGUUCAUCCUUGAUUAGUGAAGAAAGUAAGGACAUCCUCCGCAAAAGGUCGGUAACACCAACGCCUCAAUCGAAUAAGAAAUUGAGCAUGACAAGGAAAAUAUCAAGAUCAUUGACUAAUUUGAGACAUUUCCAUCAAGCUGAAACUUGCAAUCUGUCCAAAACAGAUAGUGACAUUGAUCUGAAUGGAAACAAACCUGACACUCUGAAUGCAUAUGGAGAAGGGAAAACAAAGAAGGUUUUAGAUCCUGUUGUCCAGAAACGUCAUUUGGACGCAAAACAGCGAUUAGAGAAUCGCAAAAACCUGCUUACGCGAUUAGAUGGAGACAUACAUAAAGUUAACGCGAUGUUAAGAAAGAUUAAGUGUAAAUCUAUGCCAGUUCUUCUUCAGAAUAUCAAUUUUAAAGAUUCUGGGAUAGAAAUAAGUAUGGAGAACUUUGGUUUUGACAGCACAGAGAAAUUAAACAUUAACAAUUUUGAAUUCACUCAUAAAAAACUUGAGGGGUCCACCACUCUUUCACUAGCUGUAACACUAUAACAUGAUUGGUUUAAAAUUGGGCGGUGUAUAUAUUAUACUUAUUUAUGGUGACAUGAAAGAAUCAUAACGUUUUUCUCAA